CUCACCAAUUCCAUAGGUGAGUUCUCGGUCAGUUCUCUAAGAGAUAAAGUUCUUGCUCGUCCUGAACUAAAGAAUUUGAGCUAGAUUUUGUUGACGCACGAGUCACAUCGCUGUUUCGUGUUUUUCUAUUUACUGUGAUCUUCUGAAAGUGCAUGUAGGUACUUGCGUAAAAAAUGUGUCUUUAGAGGAAUUAAUAUUAAAAAUGAAUGUUCCAUCAGUGAAUUGUUUUAUUAGUUUCAUCAUAUUAUGUCUUGCUUAUUUAUCCGGAGCAGUGAUUAACAACUUGGAGACCAAGAUGAAUUCAUUUUUUACGGAUAUAAUGACCGAUUCAAAAUACAAUCUGUCUGGUUUGAAACCUCAGCUGGACAAAUUAUUCCUUGACUUCCAAGCAUAUGGGUCUGAAAACUUUGUCAACGAUCAGAAGUCUGAUUUCGAAAUGGCAGAAUCAUUCAUCGAAUCCAUCCAGGACAUAAUGACAAUUCCUGCAGCAUUCCCUACAGUUAUGUAUUUAUUUACCCUGCUUCAUAGUCCCACUAUCUGGUCGAUAUGUCUUCAAGCGAAUGACGAUCCGCAAAACACAGAUUUAAUGUUAAUGGUCUUGCGCGAGUAUGAUGAAACCAGCGAGUCAUGGAUUACAAGAGAUUCGGUACCAGUCAAAACAUGCACCCAAUUAGAAAUAAAAGAUAUUGACGGGGCUGUCUUCAUUUUUCUGUUGACAAAAGAUUUCAAUGAGGAGCCACAAAUGAACAUGUAUUCAAUUAUUGACUCGAGAUUCUUUUUGAGCCAGACCUCCAGCGUGGGAAAAAUUCAUUUUCUUACAGUUUGGGAUGAACCAAACGGCAACAAUAUUUUCCUUGGCAUACUCUCAGGUGAUAAUCAUGAUCGAUCCUCCUGUAGUUUGCACAUCUAUCAAUGGGACUACAGUAGUUUUGCUCUAUUUGACCUCAUUCCAAUGCAUUGCGCCACCACCAUAAAAUCAUUUCUUCUUAACUCAUCUGUUUUCCUGGCAGUUUGCCAUCGAUGGGAUGCAUCCGAUAAAUUAGGUGCUGGAAAUCACACAACUUUGUUCAAGUUCAAUGAGGAAUUGCAAUCUUUCGAGGUUCAUCAAUUGCUGUCAAUGUCGAACUGUUCGAAUAUAGAAUACUUCGAAUACGCAUCAUCAGACUUUUCAAAACCAGAGCAGUUCUUAGUGAUCACUGGCCUCCAUGGUGAUCAGGAAAAUAGUCCCAUUUCAAGAAUUUACAAACUUCACAACGAGUACUUUUAUCCUUUCCAAACGAUUAGCUUGGAUUACGUCCAACAGUGGAUGAUGUAUGGAUCUGCCGGCGAGUCAAUUUUACUUGCAGCAACGAGGUACUCUGGGAUUCACCUUUUUGAGUAUGAUGGGCGUAAAUUUUCAAAAACGGACUGUUUUUUGGAGACCGCCGUUAUCAGUCAUAUCUCUAAAUGUACGAUGAAUGGGACAGAAGCUUUAGUCUUGACAGAUAGAAGUAACGAUGGGACGCAUCCCAACGUAUUUCAAAUACGACUUAUCAGCGCUGAUAUUCUGAAAAGCAUUGCCGAAACGUACGAUGAAUGGCACUCAGAGAUGACGCGUGACCUUAAGACUAUUGCUGAUCAGUUAAAGCACUUGGAGGAAUCACUGAUUUCAGCCCCACGAGUCGACUCCUCAGAAAUUGUGAUUGAUGGAACAUUGGAGCUUUCAGCUCUUCAUGGAGAUCAACUAGUUUUGAUUCAGCCUGAGGGAGAGUCAUUGAAUGAUACGCGAGAGAAGGAGUUUACCGAGGAGCUUGAAAGUGAGCUGACUGAACUUAAAAUUAUAGAAACAUUUGUAAACAAACUGGUUAAUGGCGGAGGAAAGUUUAUUGUUGACGGAGACUUGUUUUUGGACCAAUUUGAGCUAAACUGCAUCGAGGAAUGCGACUUGAACAUUUUAUCGAUCACAAAUUUAAAUGGCGAGGAUUUUGAUACCCUUAUUGAUAACACUGUUAACAUAGACAGCCCUGGCAGUUAUAACGCUCUCAACUUUGAAAACAUAGCAGUCUCCCUCAAUCUUAACACGGUGUCCAUCAACGGACACACGGCCACAAGUCUUGUCCAUCAAGGAAGAGAUAAUUUGUUCAGAAAUGGUUUGCGGUUGGAUUCGAUUGCUAUCUCCGACAAACUGAGUGUUCAGGGAAUGAUCAAUGGAAUUAAGAUGGACUCACACUCAGUUUUAUUGGUUUCUGGUGAUCAGACUCUUAAUGGUUCUCUAAUUUUCAAAGAAGGAACUGUUGAAACCUUAUACUGCGUUAAGAACUUAUGGAACAAUUCAAAUAUCAGUGAUUGUUGUGGUAGAAACUAAGUAUAAGCCUAUGGACACAAAGCUCCACACACUAUUCUGUCAACUCAAUUUUUCUCGCAUCUGAAAACUACCAUCUGCUAGUUGUAACAGAAUUAUUUUACUCUGGAAAUUAAUUUCAAAAUGUUCGGAGAUCAUGGUCUCAAUGGCAGAAAAUAUAAGUUAGGAAGUGAAAAUCGAGACCUUGAUCUCAGUUAAACAUUAAUUUGCUGUAUCUAUGAAAAUAUGCAGUCUAGUUAUUUAUUGUUUAAGUUGUUAUUAAUGUACCUCAACUUAUCUAGUCAAAAAUUUGCCUUUUCUUGGAUUGAUUUUGAAAAUUAGUGAAAGGUAUAGUAUCUGAACAUUGGAGUAAUCAUUGUUGUGGGCUACUUUAAUGAUUAUUUUGUUACAUAUGUGUACUGAAUUUUUAUUUUUUCAUUUAAAUAUUUAUUUCUAAAUCCUCCAAAACUGCACAUCGAUAAGAGGCAAUAUUCCUAUCAGAUCACAUAGAAGAUUAAGCUGAGGAGAGGACAAGAAAUAUUGCAGGCUUUUCGAGGAAAAAAAUUGUAUUUCCAAAAAUAAAAAAGGAAGAAAAAUCGCUGUUAAAGAAGAUAACUUUCUUUUUGUAAAUUUAGUAAUCAGUUACACAUGACACGUUUUAAACAUCAGUCCAAUUAAGCAAGUUUAAUCUUAGGGAGGAUUAUUUUUUAAAAGAGUCAGUACCAAUUCAUACACACUCUCCUUGAAUCAAAUUUUGGAAAUCCCAUCCACAUAAACAACGCUUUUUUAUUGAGAACUUACAGGUUGGAAGAGGUGUUCCCGCCCUAAAGGAGAAGAACCAUACAAAUUAAAAUUAUACUGGCACCAGGGGAGAAUUGGACACUAUCAAUGCAUUAACAUCGAGAUAUCCACCUUCUAAAAUGUUGAGUUGCGAUUGAAAAAUUAUUCCGAGAAUCAAACUUACUCUGUAGAUACUAUUUAUUUAUUAUAUAUUAUAAAUACAUAUUCGCUGGGUAUAAAUACCCCUUUUUACAAAGAAAAAUGAAAACGCCUUAUUUUCUCCUGCUGUAUCCCCUCUCCUAAAAAUUAACUUUUGAACACCCACCCUGUAAACUUUUCGAACUCAUGCGCUCCACUAAACUCAAAAUCUAACCAAACACUGGGGAUCUAUUGAUGGGCUUUUCCCCGCAAUUUAGUAUUCAAUCAUUCAUUUAUAUUCUAUUUUUCUUCUAAUCCUGUAAAUACAUUCUAAUUUUUUACUAGUA
Bemisia tabaci is the source of this 3585-nucleotide messenger RNA. RefSeq lists its product as uncharacterized. NCBI's taxonomy places the organism in Eukaryota, Metazoa, Arthropoda, Insecta, Hemiptera, Aleyrodidae. Gene Ontology annotation, biological process: signal transduction. The record is from RefSeq and is a predicted model, not a curated record.